Messenger RNA from Suillus subaureus, 328 nucleotides. RefSeq lists its product as uncharacterized. Lineage: Eukaryota; Fungi; Basidiomycota; Agaricomycetes; Boletales; Suillaceae. The coding region runs from base 84 to 239 and encodes 51 amino acids. The record is from RefSeq and is a predicted model, not a curated record. The transcript has 2 exons.
UCAGCACAAACGGACAUACACGGAAUAGCGCAAUUGAGACGGUAGACAGGAAAGGCGGGCUUAUUGGAUUCGGAAGGUUGUUUAUGCCAAACCCCGAUCUUCCAUUCCGUCUGCUAAAGAACAUCGCGCUUGAGCGGGGUGACCAAGCAACAUGGUACAUGGCCGGUAAUCUUACACCAACAGGUUAUUCGGAUUGGCCCUAUGCGCCAGAGAAUGAUCAGCAGAUAAGCAGAUUGUGACAUGGCUUUACAAGUAAUAUACCUUGGAAUAGAGUAGAUGUUGACUUCACACUUCUGAUACCUUACUGUCUAUACCUGAUAUCAUGAUC